This is a messenger RNA of Diatraea saccharalis (sugarcane borer), 1861 nucleotides long. Lineage: Eukaryota; Metazoa; Arthropoda; Insecta; Lepidoptera; Crambidae. The record is from the annotation of a GenBank genome assembly.
AUUACGCAACAAAAUGACGUAAGCAGCCGUUCCACUAGUGAUAAACUCAGAGGCGAGAGUAGUCUUAAGUAUUUACAAGGUUAAUUCGUUGUAAAGUGCACAGUUUGUGGACAGAAACAAUCGUGAUGAAAUUGAUGGAUGUCAUAGUUAUCGGCUGCGGUGCUUCAGGUAUCGCAGUUCUACGGAGGCUGCAUGAUGCAGGACUCACAGCAUUGGGUCUCGAGGCAGCCGGCAGGAUCGGGGGCAGAAUAAACACUGUGCCUUUUGCUGAUAACGUCGUCGACUUAGGAGGAGCAUGGUGUCAUGGAGAAAAAGAUAAUAUCGUAUAUGAAAUCGCAAACCCUCUUGACCUACUGGGCAGACCAGAUCCAGAUAAGAUCUGGUACUUAUUAUCCAACGGCAGUUUUGCACCUGAUAUCUUAAUAAAAGAUAUGGUUCAAGCAGUGGCAGAUUCUGUAAGCGAAGCUGCGAAGGAUGAUAUUACUUCGAUAGCCGAAUGUGUUGUUAAAGCAGCAGAAUCAAAGGAAAUUUUUAAGAAUUCGGAUUUAACACGUCCUCUCAUCGAGUGGUACGGAAGAAUUAAUCAUCUAGGAGGCGAGGAUGACCCUAAGAAUGGAAAAUCUUUAAGAGGGUUGACUGAAAACUGGGUUUGCGAAGGAGAACCAACGCUCAACUGGAAAGGGAGAGGAUAUAAGACUAUACUGGAUGUUUUGCUAAACCGACAUCCAGAUCCUGCGAAAGAGAUCCCAGUGGAAAUCUUGCUGAACAAAGAAGUGGACAGUAUCAGAUGGGGCACCAUUCAAUUCGGUAAAGAUUCUACCAAAUCCCUCGUACACGUUACAUGCAAAGACGGCAGCCUGUUCAUGGCAAACAGCGUUAUCAUCACGAUACCAUUGGGAGUGUUGAAAGAAAGACAUCAUCACCUAUUCAAGCCAUCAUUGCCCGCCAACAAGAUCACUGCUAUAAACAACCUAGACUUUUGUAUCCUCGACAAAAUCUACGUCGAGUUCACCGAAGCGUGGUGGUCCAAAGCUCCUGCACAAUUCAACAUCCUGUGGCGAGAAGAAGACAAACAGAAAUUUUCCGAAAUGAAAUGGGUGACUUCUAUAUUUGGAGCGAACACUGUGGCAGAUCAGCCUAACGUACUUCUGUUCUGGAUAUAUGGUAACGGAGCUAAGGAUAUGGAGGAAGCAAGCCAAGAGGAUGUUGAAAAAGGUGUUGAACAGCUUCUGACGAUGUUCAUGACAAAUUUCGACAUAACCCCGAUAAAAGCAGUACUCAGAUCACAAUGGGCCACAAAUCCUUUGGCCCGUGGUGCUUAUUCUUACCGCAGCGUCAGAACAGAAGAGCACGGAGGCAGCGCGUUAGAUCUGAGCGAGCCCCUGUACCAAAACGACGAGUUCCCUGUCGUCUGCUUCGCGGGUGAAGCGACGUCCCAUCAUCGUCAUAACUCAGUACACGGGGCAAUAGAAGCUGGCUUUAGAGAGGCCGACAGACUGAUCGAUUGUUUCAAAAAAUUGAAAGAAAAAAGUUCCUAAUUUAACAAUUUUCAAUUUUAUACUCAUUAGGAUAAGAUCCAAUUUUUAAUAAGAUUGUAAAAAAUUACUGAAAUAAAAGUAUGAAUAUUGAUAAAAACAACAAUAACUCUAGUUAUUUCUUUUAGCGGCAUCUUUUGGAGACGAUGACCACACGGUGGUAGAAUUUAUAGAAACUAAAUGAGGACGAAUUUUUUUUUACAUUUAAAUAAAACAUUUUGUUGUAAAAAACGAUUUUCUCUUUAUUAUCUUCAUUAUUAUUUUCUUAAAUUAUAUCACAUAGAUGUACAAUAUACGAUGAUCAAAAGUAGACAAAAGUCGAUGAU